This is a messenger RNA of Lasiosphaeria miniovina, 749 nucleotides long. RefSeq lists its product as uncharacterized. The coding region runs from base 145 to 540 and encodes 131 amino acids. The transcript has 3 exons. Lineage: Eukaryota; Fungi; Ascomycota; Sordariomycetes; Sordariales; Lasiosphaeriaceae. The record is from RefSeq and is a predicted model, not a curated record.
UCUCUUGGCCGCUGCCCCGCGCAGGUUUCCCCCUUCUCCCCACCACGCACUUGAGCUAGCGGAGCAUGCCAUGUCCACGACUAGUUCCCUGCGAGUGAGGCUUUUGCUGAACAGCCGAUUCUAGUCCCGCCCGCCUUCCGUGAGAUGCCGAGUGAUAUAUCUCCGUACCCCGUUGCCAUCUUCCGAAGAAUGACUAGAUCAUGGCAUCACACACAUCUGUCGACGCUAUUCCUUGCCUCAGUCGGCAUGUGUCUCUCGAAGCCCGUGACGCAAAGCUGCCUGACGCAGCCCAUUCAAUGUCUCAAGCCUAGAUCACAUCGACACCUAAGAAGGGGCUUCCUCCGGGACCGUGUUUACAAUCAGUACUGCACAGAAAACUAUUCAUCCGUGCCAAUCACAGUCUUCUUCUUCUUCUUGAGACCCGCUGAGCCGUGUUGUGAUCCCGACUCCAGCCGCAGUCAGAUCAUAGACACACGAGUGGUUGCUACGUCGCGCUGGAUAGAAUGGCAUUCGCUGGCCGGGUUUAUUUCGGGCUGUUGAGGCUUUGACCGGUGAUCUCACUCAUUGCAACGCUUGCGUCGAGACAGUGUCUCUUUCUUCAAGUCUCUUUCUCUCCCCAGAGCUACUCCGUACCUCGGUAUGCACCGUGGAAAGUUGAACAGGCCGUGAGUAAGCAACUCGGGAGACAAGGUAGGUAUCGAGUAUCGACACCCCGACCCCCUCGCUCCGGAGCUUGACCUUGGCACAGC